UGCCAGUUCGACGGCUCCUCCUAUGAUGAGUUAGUACAACACAAUCGCAGCACGCUUCAUAGGAUUAUGUGCGAUGGUUGUGACGAUGAUGGGUGGUGGAUACCGGAUAGCCAAGCGUACAAGGACCAUUUGAGGAAUGAUAAUGUGUGUACGACAUGCGAGCGUCAUUUCGAUAACUUCAACAACCUGCGACAUCACAAGCUGGUGCACCUGAAGCCUUCCGUUGAAUGCUAUGGUUGCACUCGGUCCUUCACUACUUAUUCCGGGAUGAUAAUUCAUCUAGAGUCUGGGACGUGUACGUCUGGUAUUGAUGUUCUGGACUUGAACAAGUCAGCUGCAAUGUGUUAUCAAUGGCAGAAGUUCCUGGACGAGGAAUACCGUGACGACAUCCUUAGCUGUUAUGAUUUGGAGGAAGAGUACGAUGGCGCGGUUUAUCCGUUCAGGUGUCCAGAAUGCGACACUACGUUUUCGAAACUUUCAGGACUCUUCCAGCAUGUAGGUAGUGGGUCUUGCGAACAGAUGCUAAACGGCGGGCCGAUAGCCAAGCUUGUGAAGUGGUUAUCAAACAGACAUGCCUAGUAAGCAGAUUUGGAAGAGCUAUAGCAAGGCCAUAUUUCAAUCAAA
Exserohilum turcica Et28A is the source of this 624-nucleotide messenger RNA. RefSeq lists its product as uncharacterized. NCBI's taxonomy places the organism in Eukaryota, Fungi, Ascomycota, Dothideomycetes, Pleosporales, Pleosporaceae. Bases 67 to 579 code for a protein of 170 amino acids. Gene Ontology annotation, molecular function: RNA polymerase II transcription regulatory region sequence-specific DNA binding; DNA-binding transcription factor activity, RNA polymerase II-specific. The transcript is spliced from 2 exons. The record is from RefSeq and is a predicted model, not a curated record. Gene Ontology annotation, biological process: regulation of transcription by RNA polymerase II. Gene Ontology annotation, cellular component: nucleus.